AACUCGCGCGAAUUUGUAACAGGUUCGAAACUUAGCAACAUCAACUCUUUGUUUGGAUUAUCAGGUUGCUUCAAUCUCGCUUUUGUGUUACUUUUGGUCGUCUUCAGUUGCUUUCUUUGUCAAAAAUAAGCCCUACCUACUUUUUCUUACACUAGGUUCCUUUGUUCUAGACGUAAACUCACCAAAUUAGUAUGAAAAUUUUUAUUUGGGUUCGGAGUAUUAUUUCAGGUUAACUGACACUAACCAGAAUGCUGUUUAAAUGUAUGACUGAGUUUUGCUCUCAAGUUCAAUACAGUGGAACUACUUAAAAUACAGAGGGAAGCUGCUUGUGCAAUUCUAGAACCUCGUUGUUUACCAGUGACAGCGUCGGACCUUUAUACUUUUUCCUACCGCGGAUUAAGGAGUACUCUGGUUUUGUUCUACAGAAUACUUAAAAAUGACUACGGACAUGACACAUUUUUUCCUCCACCAUAUCAGGAUAAUUCAAAAAAUAGGCAUGUAUGAAAGGCGGUGUCAAACGAAAUGCUCGUGUCAUGCAGGUUUCACACCAAGUCAUCAAUCCUUGGAGCCGCAUUUUCUUUUGUCCAUCUCCCCAAAAUAUGAAUUUCCAAAAUUCAAAAUGGAGUGGGAUAGCGAAAGUGCGCUACAGGGGUUUUUAAUAACGAUGAUCGUCUGCAUAGUAUCCAGUGUACUUUAUUUUAUGUUCAGGAAUACUUUGUUCCCUCACCGUAUUUCUGUCCAUCACGAUUCAGAAAACUUAGCCCGCAGGAGGAAAAAAAAUGAUGCAAAAAAGUCCAAGAAAGUUAAAAAACGGAAAGUGUUAGUUGAUUCUCAACAAACUGAAGAAAUAGAAACGGACAAAACUCAAACGUCAGACGACACAACUGGUGAAGAGGAUGAACAUCUAUCAGAUGUGCUUGACGAUUAUUCAUCAAGUAGCAGUGAGCAGUCAGUUGAAAGACCUAUCCAGCCAGUGAUAUAUGACGAAAACUGUUGUAAGGGAGAUUCAGAAGUCAUUGAUACUUCUACUCACAAGACCGAACAAUCUUAUGUCGAAGGUCCCAGUUUAGAUUUUUCACAAGCUACGUUAUGCAGAAAUCAGAGUGAGGAUUCAGAUUCGAUUAUUUCUCCAGGUUCUUCAGAACGUAGUCCAACCACAGAUAUUCUAUCUCCAGUAAAUGAUUCGAAAGUCCCUCUCACUAAGUCCAAAAAGUCAAAGCGUCGUUCAGGCAAGCGGUCGGUUAGGUAUGCGGAUUUGUCUAAAGAAGCUAUAUUUGUUGAGCCUGCCAACAUGGAAAAUUCUUCAGAAUCAUUAGAAAUAUCAAGGACUGACUGUGUUAAACCAUAUAAAAUGGGUGGAAAACAGGAAUCAUCAAAUGACUCUACAUCAACAUUGGAGUUGCGUACGACAAUCAAAGAAUUAGAAGGACAAUUAAAGAUUAGUGAAACCAAGCUGGCAGAAACCUCCCAGUGGGCGAAUUCUUUAGUUGAAGAAAACAAGCAUUUUCGUACGAAGAAAGACGAAUCUUCUCUAAGUUUACAUGUACUGCAAAUGCAAUAUAAUGAACUCCUAAGAACGAAUAAAACACUCGAACACCAGAAGAACUUGCUGAAUGUGAAGUUAAAAAAUACUGAAACUGAAAACUGUGAUCUGCAAAAACGUUUAGACCAGACAAAUGCAGAUACUUUAAAGGUAAAAAAGGAAGCUGAAUUGGAAUUGUGUAAUUUGCGAGAACAGUUAACAAAACACGAAACUCAAUUGACUGCAAUGGCCAAAGCAAUGGCUGCUUCUACUCCAUCGAUUCCUACUGGUCCUAUACCAGAACUUAUUCGUGCUCAGGAAUUAGCGCAAGCAAUGUCCAAUGAUAACUGUUUAUUAAAAUCACGUAUUGAGCAAUUGGAUUCAGAAUUAACCCAAUUGCGCCAAACAAAUAUGAGGCAACAACAAGAUUUACAGGUUUUCCGGGCUGAAAAUCAUAAAUUACAUUCAGAAAAAGAAACAGCUCUGGAAGAAUUACGUAUUAAACGACAAGCAGAACAAGUAGAAAAUGAUACUGUACAUAUGGAGUUAAAACGUCUGUGUCAUGAACUAGAAUUAGAGAAACAGAAAAAUCAGGAGUUGUCUAUUUCUCUAUCUGAGGUGAGAGCUGAACUAUCACGAAGUUUACAGAAAGAAAAACGUCAAUCUGAAAUUAUUAGCAGUCUUGAAUAUCAGUUUGCUAAAAGGAUUAUUUGGUAUAUCAUUACGUAUAGCAUGUUUGAGUAAUCUUGAACUACAGAUACAUCACGUGUCACAUUGAAAAAGUCAGUAAAUCAUAACAUGAGUUGAAAAUAAUAAUUACUAGUUCUGUUAUGAAAUACCAAACAGUAAAAUAUCAUUGAUUGGAUAAAAGUCUUUAAAAGUAUUUCAAGUUAUCAGUAAAGUAAUGAGAUUGUGUGUGUCAUUUUCAAAACUGUAAAUUAUGUUGUUAAAGACAUCAAACACUAAUAAUUAUGGAUGAAUAAUGAUACUCUCUUUACUACACUUUUAGAUUUGUAAAAAAGAUAUAUAGAUUAAAUAAAAAAAUAUUCGAGUUGAAAGCAAGCGCUGGCUGCGGCCAAUGUACCUUGCUCCACAAGAGCAGGUGAACUGGUAGAUACAUAUGGAGGUGAUCAGACGCGGAAGCUUAUGUUUUAUGGAUACAGAAAAUAAGUUUCUACUAGUGAAGGUUAUUCGCAGUUUUGCCGCGUUAAAUGUUCUUCGAAGGGAUCUGUUUUCAACGAAUUUAUUAUCAAGCUGUACAAUCGUAUAUAUAUGAAAAUUUUGUUUUUGUAAAAGUACUAAUUCCGUGUGGAAAUGUGAACACAGUUAGUAAAAAAGGUUAUAAUACUAGAUUACGUAAUAUGAAUAAUAACAAUAACAAUAGAUUUAGUGAAUAUAAUAAAAUGAUUAAAAUGUUUUUGUCAUAAUAAUUAAUAGGUCAUAGAGGUGUAAAAAAUAAAUAAGGUGAUAUGAUGAGCAUUUACGAAUAAACCAAUGAGAAUAUUAAGACAUAAGUAAAGAGAUCCCUUCGAAGAACAUUUAACGCGGCAAAAGUGCGAAUAACCUUCACUAGUAUAAACUUAUUUUCUGUAUCCAUAAAAAAAAUAUUCACAUAUGUUUACUUGAGUUUAAAAAUUCUUUGUCUUUGUGACAUAAAAUAGUAUAACUCAUCCCAACUUAUCCAGUAAUUUAAACAGGUUUCGGACUAUAGGUUUAACUAUUGCCAUAACUGAUUACAUUGUCUAUAUGUUCUCAUUAUCUUUGUCAUCCUGACUACUUAUAGCUUCCUAGUGUUUUUAGUUUCUUGCUUUGGUACAGUAGGAUUAUUCAAACAGUACAAGCUUGUUUUAUAAUAAAUGAAUAACCCCACAAAUCUUAUGAUCUACCUCAGUAUUACUCACCUCAACAAUUGUCAGCUUUCGUUAGACCCUAAACAGUUUUACUCUGCUUGAAUACAUUUCUAUUUACCUCAGUGUUUUUAUAUCCUUGUCUAAUUAGGAAUUGAAUGUACAAAAACAAUGCCUACUUGAUAAUGCUAAUCAAUCGAAAUUAGCUUAUGAAACAGCUUCUAGUGAAUUAAGAGCACAAGUGGUAAAUUUAUCCAAUGAUUUAAUACGUGUUACUACUGAAUUAAAUAAUACUGAACAAAAAGUUUAUGAAUUAACAUACCAACUAGAAUCUACAACAAAAUCAUCCAGUAAUAAUAAUGAUUUAAAUGGUGAACCAAUCAUAAUUAAUAUUAAAUCAGACGAAACAUGCAUUAAUAAACAAGAUGAAGAACAUGAAAACGAAUUAUUACAUAUUAGUAAUAAUCAUAUUUAUGAAGAUUUACGUAAUCGAUUAUCCGAAGUUGAAACUAAUUUCAAUGUUGCUGAAAAAGAACGUGCCAAAUUUUACAAUCUUUAUCAAUCUGCAUUAAAUGAAGUGGAUCAUUACAAGGUAAAAAGUUCCAUUGUUUCGUUUAUCUUACAUAGUAUUCGUUGAAUGAUGAGGCAAUUUACAUGUUAAAUAUAAACAAAAGACUUUGAAUCUUUGAGUGAAUUAGAAAAUUUCUCACUCCUCCUCAGUGGUCUAAAGGUUAAGCGUUUGCUCACGAGAUCGACCGUCCUGGGUUCGAGUCCUGUGUGCGGGGUUGUGGAUGUGCACUGCUGAAGAGUCUCGUACUAGGAAGAAACGACCUCCCAGUGCUUCCAGGCUUUCAAUGGUAGUCUAACUUAGAUCAGUCCGUGAUUUUAAUGAAAUUCAACAAUCUCCACAACCUCAUACUGACAAGUAAAAUAAAUUAGUUCGCUUGAGUAAUUCUUUUCAAGGUUCUUUAAUCGAACUUUGAAAAGCAUUUUAUCGAACAUUUUGUAAGUUGUCACUUAUUCAACCAUGUUUAUAUAUUGAUUAUGUUUUUAAUGUGAUUACAAGUCAUAUGUUAACAUGCGUAUUAUAUUUGAGUAAGAAUAUACACGACAGUAAAGUGGAUAUAUUCAUCUCAGUCAUCAUGUAUGUUGCUCGUCUGUGUUCAUCAAACUAAAUGGAGCUGGACCAGCGUUGAUUUGUUUUUGAAGUACUAUCAUCUGUAAACCUCUUGAGCUGAAUAAUUGUUUUCAAGUCUGUAUUGCAAAUUGUGGCAAGUAUAGUUGAAAAAGCCAUCCAAAAUAGUAAUUUCCUUCAGUCUGUUAUUUUUGAAAAUGUUAAUUCAUGUUUUAUAAGUUACUUUCAAGAUAUAUAAUUUCUUGAGGCUAUCGUUAAGGAUGGCUUCCUCAAUUCCCUGUCUGGAUUACCAACGUCAUCCUCAGUAGGUAUGUGUAUCAUCUCUAAGCUCUUAGUAAUCAGUUGAUCUUCGAUAGAGUGGGAGAUUGACCUGAUCUCCGUCUAGCCUCUUGCCUUGGCUCAUGAGACUAGAUCCCACUAUCUAGGAGGCACGACUUGGAUGUACGAGUCGGACUCCACCUUUAUGUAGUAAUAACAAUUACACUGUUUUCAUUCAGAUUUACAUUCUAAAUUUACUUAAUUUUUUGAAAACUUCACACUAAUAUUGGGCUAACGCACAUUUACACCAAUCUCUACAUCGGUUAUGACUGACUGACAUUGGUUUGCAUUUAGUUAUCACUUCUAAUCCAUUAUAAAUAACCUAUUAUUACACAGUUGUCUUGUUGAAUAUACCAUCUUUUUAAUUACCAACUCAUUUACCUGGAACAAGUUCGUGUACUUGGCUUCAUAGCCAGUGGGACUACCUGGCUAUCCUAACUGAAGUAGAUGGAGCGGGAUUCAUGUCACUGAAUUUGUCGCCUAGGAUUUAACUCGGGACCUCACUCAUACGAAGCAAGCAGUCUUACCACUCUAGUCUCUAACUAGAUUAAUGUUUCAGUUAAUUGUAUUAUGUUCUUCUUGACUAAAACAGCUUCCCAAAUUGGUGGUCUGAUUGAUAUAUACGGACUAAAAUGUAUCUUGGAUUUCUCAUCAUUAGCAACUUUCGAAUUUACGAAUUCGUAACAUAGGACAGGUGUUUUUUUUCAUUUCUAACUUGUUUCAUAUUCUUAUUGACUUUUAGUCAACUUUAAUACAAACCGAAGAAGUUUUAGCGAAACUAGAAGAGUCUGUUAAACAGACAGAAAGUAAAUGGCGUCAACUUUUAUCAGAAAGUGAAUUCGAACAGAUUCAACUUCGUAAACAGUUAUCAGAAUCUCAAUCAAUGUUGAAAGAUAUCACAGGAAAACUGAAUCAAGCCGAUGAAGGAGUACCUGCACUAAAGAUUUGUAAUGUUGGAAAGAGGCAAAAAAAGUCAAAAACACGUAAACCGGUAAGUUCAUCAUUAUUUUAGUAGUAAUAAUAUUAAUCUUGGUUACAUACAUUUUCUUUUUACCCCAACUUGUCGUACACAAAACCUGUAUGUCUUAGACCAUUUUGAAACUCAAUUUUACUGUGUAUCAAUGUUUCCAAUUAAUAAAGGUAAAUGGUACGACUCGAUUAUCAGUCCUAACUACUGGCUAACAUUGUACUAUAGAACUGCCUGGUAUCAUAUUAUCACUACUAUCAACUCAUUACCAUAUAUAAAUCCAUGUGCUUUCUGUAAACCAGACUCUAAAUAUGAAGGUUAUUGAUAUAGACUAUUCGAUUUCCGAAACCGAAAUAGGGGAACGGAGUUCAAACCUGUCACUUAGUGGCUAGAAUUUCGAACAAAACCAUGAAGCUACCAUUCUACUUGAAUCGAAAUAAUUCCGGAACUGUAAGGAAUCUUUUUAGUUUCAUAGCACCAAAUAAUAAUAUGAUUGCUGACUGUUACUAUUAUUAUAAUUAUCUCACAAAUAAACCUUUGUUACCACUUGCAAAUUCGUUACUAUUUUCGCCCUCAACAUCUAUUAACGUAUCAUAGUCCAUUAAUUGAUAAAUUCUUUACUUUUUAACUCAUUAAUCCCCACAUUCUUUUUGAAUAAACUUAAAUUUCUAUCAAAGUAAAAAAAACUUCAUCUAAUUACCAAGAUUUUGUAAGAGCAGCGAAUUAGCGUAUAAUUCCCAUGAAACAUCUCAAUAAUAAAAAUUACCUUAGAGCAAUUCGCAAACGCUUUAUUAAUUUUUGAUCACUUUACACUUGUUCUGUGCAUACCGGUUAAGGCGUCUGAUUCGAACAUCACUCCACCUAUUUCAGUUUGAGAAACCGAAGUAUCUGGUUAAUAAUUCAAUCGAUUCAUUUGUUGUUUUUUUAUCUAUGCUUUUCGAUCUCACUUCCCUAUUUCAUCUCCAUUUUGUUUUUCUAGGCAGACUCAUCUAAUGUGUUUACAGUAGUUGGAUUAAAUACAGAAAAAACUUUAGAGAAUAUUCAUCCUAUCGAACAGAGAAUAUAAAUAUUUAUGAUUAAAAAAGCAUUUUUAAUAACUAGUUGAGCAUGUCAAACUCCAUGAUUUCAUUACAUUUACAUAUUUGCAUACUUUCUGUUAUUAUAUUAAUAUUAUCCGUGUAGAUUCAUUCUGCAUAUACUUAUAUUGAUAUGCUUGAAGGCGGUUGUGUGUUCAUGUAGCUCUUUGCAUUGUUUCGCUUUUUUGCUUCCUUUCUUACUUACUAUUUUGAACACUAUUUUUUGUUUUCUCUCUCUCGCGUCACUUUCAUGUGUUAUUGAACUUUAUCAGGUCAGUAUUAUUUAUUUUAACGUUUUGUUUUCAUGAAUAAAAUCAUUACAC
Schistosoma intercalatum is the source of this 7188-nucleotide messenger RNA. The record is from the annotation of a GenBank genome assembly. Lineage: Eukaryota; Metazoa; Platyhelminthes; Trematoda; Strigeidida; Schistosomatidae.